AUGAGCGUCUUAGAAAGCUUUCAAUGCCAGUCUACCUUCGCCCAAGGUAUAAGUGCCGUUAUUCACGUGGUGUCGCCUUUCUUCCGGAGUGUAGACGAUCCUGAAAAGGACCUUCUUGAUCCUGCGAGGCAGGGGACGGUCAAGGUUCUGGAAGCAUGUCUCAAGCAUGGUGUCCGACGUGUUAUUGUAACAGGAAGCAUCGCUGCAGUCGUUGACCCAACCAAGGUUGACACCGGGAACCCCUUAACCUACGAGCAGGCUGUUUCUAGCGCGCUUCCUGGAAUGGCUGUUUACGCUGUUUCCAAGAAAAUCGCCGAAGAGGCCGCCUUUGAAUUUGGCCGCGAGCAUCCUGAGAUACGCAUUACCGUAAUGAAUCCUACCAUGAUAUAUGGUCCCCUUGUCCUGCCUGCUGACCUGUCGGCCUUGAAUACCUCAUCCCAGGAUAUAUACAAUCUCAUCAGUGGCAAGCUGGAGGAGACAAUGUCACCUGUAUACGCUGAUGUGAGAUAUGUCGCCACGCUCCACGUCAAAGCUCUGAAGGUCGAUGAAAAUGAAGCAAGUCUCUUCAUUUCCCUUCCGUCUUUCUACCGUAUGUUUAUGUGUUUUCUAGAUGGAUCACCGAAGGGAAUCUACAGGCGAAUAUUUUCGGGGAAAGAUUAG
Guyanagaster necrorhizus is the source of this 660-nucleotide messenger RNA. Its product is annotated as NAD(P)-binding protein. Lineage: Eukaryota; Fungi; Basidiomycota; Agaricomycetes; Agaricales; Physalacriaceae. The transcript is spliced from 3 exons. The coding region runs from base 1 to 660 and encodes 219 amino acids. The record is from RefSeq and is a predicted model, not a curated record. Gene Ontology annotation, molecular function: oxidoreductase activity, acting on the CH-OH group of donors, NAD or NADP as acceptor.